GUGCGAACGGCCAAUGGGAGCGGGCGUCUCAUGGGCCCAAUGGGAGGCGGCCUCACGGCUGAGCCGAGGAAGCUGGAGCGGCGGCUGGGAUCGGGCCGCCUGGGCGGAGAGCGCGAGCGCGACCCCGGAGCGGGGGCCUCGGCGAGAUGUCUCUGUGCCAGUGUGCGGGGAAGCACAGCGACUCGGACAUGGAGGGCUGCUGCUUCUCGGCGGGUGGGGGCCUGAAGGUGUACCUGCACUGGAGCGGCGAGGAGGAGGAGCGGUGCCAGACCUACACGCAGGGGGUGCUGAGCGCAGAGGAGAUCUGCAUCGCCAUUGCCCAGAAAAUCGGGAUCACGCCGCUCUGCUACAGCCUCUUCGCGCUCUGUGAUGUGCAGACCAGAGUCUGGCUCCCUCCCAACCAUGUGUUCGAAAUCAGCAAAGACACCAACCUGAAUCUGCUCUUCCGCAUGAGGUACUACUUCCGCAACUGGCAUGGCAUGAGCAACAGAGAGCCGGCCGUCUACCGCAACGUUCCCCGGCAGAGCGACGCCCUGGAGGACAAGCUGCAGGGCGGGGCGCUUCUGGACAAGUCGUCCUUCGAGUAUCUCUUUGAGCAGGGGAAAUACGAGUUCAUUAAUGACGUUGUGUCUCUGAAAGACCUUCAGAGCGAGCAGGAGAUCCACCGGUUUAAGAACGAGAGCUUAGGCAUGGCUGUCCUUCACCUCUCUCACAUGGCUCUCAAACGAGGCGUCUCUCUCGAAGAAGUGGCCAAAAAAACCAGCUUCAAGGGCUGCAUCCCGCGCUCCUUCUGCCGGCAGAUCCAGCAGAACAACUACCUGACCAAGUUCCGCAUGAGGAACGUCUUCAGGAAGUUCGUGCAGCGCUUCCAGCGGCACACGGUCAGUGCGGGGAAGCUGACGGAGCAGGACGUCAUGUACAAGUACCUGGCCACCUUGGAGAACCUGGCCCCCCGCUUCGGGAGCGAGCUCUUCCCGGUCCUUUCCUUGGAGACGGCCUCCGAGGGCGAGAAGGUGCUGCUCUAUGUCAACGGAGGGCACGCGCAGCUGGAGGACGGCUGUGCCUCGUCUCCCAGGGACAGGCCCGCCACCCAUGAAGUCCUGGUCACCGGCACGGACGGGAUUCAGUGGCGGACUGUCCCUGUUGAGAGUGCAGAAAGCCUCCCCCACCGGGGCUAUUUUGGGAGGAAGACCAGGGCCAAAGAGCUGGACCCCAAAGGGCCGUGUCAGCCAGUGGAGAGGAGCGAGGCCAAGUGGGUGCGCUUCUGUGACUUCCAGGAGAUCACACACAUUGCCCUCGAGGGCUGCAAAGUCAGCCUCCACCGCCAAGACAACAAGUGCCUGGAGCUGGUUCUCCCGUCAUACGAAACGGCCCUGUCCCUGGUGUCGCUGGUGGACGGCUACUUCAGGCUCACGGCCGACUCCAGCCACUACCUGUGCCACGAGGUAGCCCCGCCACGGCUGGUGAUGAGCGUCCUGAACGGCAUCCAUGGGCCAAUGCAGGAGGAGUUCGUCUUCGCCAAGCUGAAGCGGGAGGAGCAGGAUGGGCUGUACAUCAUCCGCUGGAGCAUCCUCGACUUCAACAGGCUGAUCCUGUCGGUGGUGAAGAGGGACCGAGGGCAGGCCACCCCCAAAUACAGGCAGUUCCGGAUCCAGAAGAGAGGCGACUCCUUCGUGCUGGAGGGCUGGGAGCGGGAGUUCUCCACCGUACGGGAGCUGAUGGACGUUCUCAAAGGCUGCACACUCAAGUCGGGGGACGAGAGCUUCGCGGUGAGGAGGUGCUGCCCGCCGAAGCCGGGAGAGAUUUCAGACCUGAUCAUCGCCCGGAGGGUGAAGGACAGCACCAGGCAGAUCCUGAACCUGACCCAGCUCAGCUUCCACCAGAUCCGGAAAAAUGAGAUCACCCAGAGAGCUCACCUCGGCCAGGGCACUCGCACCAACAUCUACGAGGGCGUGCUGCAUGUCUGCGGGGGUGCUGGCGGGGACGACGAGGCCGAGUACUUCUCCACCGAGCAGAACAACAACAGUCGGGAGAUGCACGUGGUACUCAAGGUGCUGGACCCCAGCCACAGGGACAUCGCCCUGGCGUUCUUCGAGACGGCCAGCCUCAUGAGCCAGGUCUCGCACAUCCACCUGGCUUUCGUGCACGGCGUCUGCGUGCGAGGCUCCGAGAAUAUCAUGGUGGAGGAGUACAUCGAGCACGGCCCCCUGGAUGUCUUGCUGCGGAAGGAGAAAGGCCGGGUGACCGUCGGCUGGAAGAUCACGGUCGCGAAGCAGCUCGCCAGCGCCCUGAGCUACUUGGAGGACAAAAACCUGGUGCAUGGCAACGUGUGCGCUAAGAACAUCCUGCUGGCCAGGAAGGGGUUGGAGGAUGGGUUGCUGCCUUUCGUGAAGCUCAGCGACCCUGGGGUCAGCUUCACGGUGCUCUCCCGAGAAGAGCGAGUGGACCGGAUCCCCUGGAUCGCCCCUGAGUGCGUCCAGGAUGUCGGCAGCCUCAGCACCGCAGCCGACAAAUGGAGCUUUGGCACCACCCUGCUGGAGAUCUGCUUUGAUGCGGACGUCCCGCUGAAGGAGCGCACCCCCUCUGAGAAAGAGCGCUUCUAUGAGAAGAAGCACCGCCUGCCCGAGCCGUCCUGCAAGGAGCUGGGUGCCCUGAUCAGCCAGUGCCUGACCUACGCCCCCAGCGAGCGGCCCUCUUUCCGGACCAUCCUGCGGGACCUCACCCAGCUGCAGCCGCACAACCUCGUCGAUGUCACCUCCGUGAGCCCCGACUUCCCCGUGUCGGACCCCACGGUCUUUCAGAAACGCUACCUGAAGAAGAUCCGAGAACUGGGGGAGGGUCACUUCGGCAAAGUGAGCCUGUACUGCUAUGACCCCACCAACGACGGCACCGGGGAGAUGGUGGCCGUGAAGUCGCUGAAGUCCGGCUGCAGCCAGCAGCUUCUCACCAGCUGGAAGAGGGAGAUCGAGAUCCUCAAGACGCUCUACCACGAGAACAUUGUCAAGUACAAGGGCUGCUGCAGCGAGCAAGGGGAGAAGAUCGUGCAGCUCAUCAUGGAGUACGUGCCCCUGGGCAGCCUGCGGGAUUACCUGCCCAAGCACAACGUCAGCCUGGCCCACAUCCUCCUCUUUGCCCAGCAAAUCUGCGAGGGCAUGGCUUACCUGCACUCCCUGCACUACAUCCACAGGGACCUGGCUGCUAGGAAUGUGCUGCUGGAGAACGAGAAUGUGGUGAAGAUCGGUGAUUUCGGACUGGCCAAAGCCAUCCCCGAAGGGCACGAAUAUUACCGUGUCUGCGAGGACGGAGACAGCCCUGUCUUCUGGUACGCUAUGGAGUGCCUGAAGGAGUGCAAGUUCUACUACGCCUCCGACGUCUGGUCCUUCGGCGUCACUCUCUACGAGCUCCUGACACGCUGUGACUCCAGCCAGAGCCCUCCUGUGAAAUUCAUCGAGAUGAUUGGCGCGACUCAGGGUCAGAUGACAGUGCUGAGGCUGAUUGAGCUGCUGGACAGGGGGAAGAGGCUCCCGAGCCCGAAGGACUGUCCUUGUGAGAUCUACUGCUUAAUGAAAAACUGCUGGGAAUCCGAAGCUUCCUUCCGCCCAGCCUUCAAGAACCUCGUCCCCAUCCUGAAGAACUUCCACGAGAAAUACAAGGCUCAGGCCCCCUCAGUCUUCAGCGUGUGUUGAGUGGGAUGCUUGGGAACUUGCUUGGGGAAGGACCACGGCUGCCUUCAGCUGGAAACUCUCUGGUGGAGAGGCCACUUGGAAGUGCUGGGGAGGGUUGAGACUUCACCACUUGCUGCCUCGGUGCUGCUGCUGCUGCACGGAACCGUCCUACUCGAUCCACUUUUCCACCGUGUGCCUUGGAGUCCAGGGAACCCUCCGUGUAAGGAGAGAGGGCUGGCGAAGCUUCCGUUGCCACUUCUGCUUUGGCCUGGAUUCGUAGGCUCUCCAGUCAGGGGGAUUUUAAUCCCGGGAAGCGCAGCCAGAGGAAGCUGUGGGGCUGUCUGGCGGCCAGGCGCAUCUCAUCAAACCUCUUGGCUUGUGUCAGCGCUGUGCAGCCAGAGCUCUGUGCGUGUUGGAAGGGCUGGACGGACGUGUGAAAAAGCCUCCUUGGAGCCUAACAGGCCGCGUCCCGGGCUGCUGUCAGGAACUCCUAACCCCUUUGCAGGGAGCUGUGGGGCAGAGGCUGGGCUUGAGGGGUGGGUACUUCUGGGGGUAUAGGCCUGUAACGCUGCCUCUGACUAGGGGAAGCGGGGUGCGUGGUUAAG
Messenger RNA from Mauremys mutica (yellowpond turtle), 4270 nucleotides. RefSeq names its product tyrosine kinase 2 (gene TYK2). The transcript has 24 exons. Gene Ontology annotation, molecular function: non-membrane spanning protein tyrosine kinase activity; cytokine receptor binding; ATP binding. Gene Ontology annotation, cellular component: cytosol; cytoskeleton; membrane. Bases 147 to 3686 code for a protein of 1179 amino acids. The record is from RefSeq and is a predicted model, not a curated record. NCBI's taxonomy places the organism in Eukaryota, Metazoa, Chordata, Testudines, Geoemydidae. Gene Ontology annotation, biological process: cytokine-mediated signaling pathway; intracellular signal transduction; cell differentiation.